CUCAACGUUCCUGCUAUUACUAAUUCCUGAAGAGGCCGCCGGUUGACUCUCAUCAUCUGUGCUAAUCUUAUCUAAUCGGUAGGCAAUAACCAUGUUCAUUGUCGUUUGUUUGCCGGAGCCGGCAGAGCCAGAGUUCCUUACAGCUUUAGUUUGCACAUAACGAUCUUAAUUUGCUCUGAGUUCGUUAUUUGUAUAGAAAACAAUCUUUCCAGGAACCUGAUUCAAGCUUACGACUGCCUAAUUUGUUUAUUAUUUUGUUGGGAUGCAUGCAAAGCAGUGAAAAAUGAAGCUGGACGUUGAUGUUCUGAGAUAUCUAUCCAGAGAGGACUUUAGGGUUCUCACCGCUGUUGAGAUGGGCAUGAGGAAUCAUGAAAUUGUACCGUCAGUGCUCAUUGACCGCAUUGCUUCUCUCAAGCAUGGAGGUACAUACAAGGUUUUGAAGAACUUACUCAAGCAUAAGCUGCUGCAUCAUGAUGCUUCGAAAUAUGAUGGGUUUCGUCUCACCUACCUUGGUUAUGAUUUCCUUGCCAUUAAGACUAUGGUGAAUCGUGGAGUCUUCACUGCUGUUGGUCGUCAGAUUGGGGUUGGCAAAGAAUCUGACAUCUUUGAGGUUUCUCGUGAGGAUGGUACUAUCAUGGCAAUGAAGUUGCAUAGACUUGGUAGAACUUCCUUUAGGGCCGUAAAAUCUAAGCGUGACUACUUAAGGCAUCGUAAUAACUAUAACUGGCUCUAUUUGUCCCGUCUUGCUGCUCUCAAAGAAUAUGCUUUUAUGAAGGCUUUAGAAGAACAUGGAUUUCCAGUGCCAAAUUCUGUGGACUGUAAUAGGCAUUGUGUGGUUAUGUCACUUGUCCAAGGUUAUCCACUUGUGCAGGUAAAGGAGUUGCAGAAUCCAGAAGUAGUUUUUGAAACAAUCCUUGGCCUUAUCAUUCGUUUGGCAGAGCAUGGUCUCAUUCACUGUGACUUCAAUGAGUUUAACAUUAUGAUUGAUGAUGAUGAGAAGGUCACCAUGAUUGAUUUUCCCCAAAUGGUAUCUGUUUCACACCGUAAUGCACAAAUGUACUUUGAUCGUGAUGUUGAAUGCAUCUAUAAAUUUUUUGGCAAGAGGUUCAAGUUGACCUUUGAAGAACAAGAUGAUAAUGUUGAUGCUUCUGAGGUAGACACAGAUGAAAGUAGUAGGCCUUCCUUUUCUUCAAUAAACAAAACUGCUGGUUUUCUUGACAAGGAACUUGCUGCCAGUGGAUUUACAAGAAAGGAGCAGGAUGAGAUAGAGAGGGUAUGUGAUUCAUCCCUGGUUGAGUUGCCUCCUUUCAAGUGUGUUGUUGUGCUUAGUGACAUUGAGGAGGAUGCUGGUGAUGAGGGUGAAGGAACUGAAGAUAAUGGACAUGAAUCAGAAUUAAAUAAAACAACCAUAAAGGAUUUGGGUUCUUUGCAGUUAAAAGAGGAAGAGCCAACAUCAAGUCAUAACAAGGAAGACAGGAUUGAGGUGAACCAACAGACCUUUGAAGCAAGCCAAAGCACGGAAAGUGAAAGUGCAAGUGAUGGGGAGGAAGAAUGUGAAGGUGAAAAUGAUGCUCAACUUGUCAAGAGUUUGACCAAGCAGAGACGUCGUGCAAUAGCAGCCGCACAUAGGGGACGGAAGAAUUAUGCAUCCAGAAAUUCUUACAAAGACAAAGGUGGUAGAUCCUCACACAACUCUAAAAUCCAGAAACAGUUGAAUAGCUGGUGAACUUUGUAUGCAUUACCAGAACCUGUCGUGAAGCAUUGAGGCUAUGGAUUAAAUGGUCUCUCCAGUGCAGAAACACAAGAGUGAUGAUUAUAAAACAGAGUUGCAGAGUGACGAAGUCAGCGUACUGUGUAGAAAACAAAAAGGAAAAACUAUAAGCAUAGUCAAGAAUUUUUGUUUUGGAUUGUUGUUCUUAGUCCAUUGUGGUGAUGCCGGUGGAUUAAAACCGAUAAUCUGUGUGUUGGAGCUUUGGCCCUUUUUUUUUUUUUGGCAUAGAAUCAAAUGAUACAUUUCACAGCUAUAUAUGAGACUCUGAAAAAGGAGUAGGAACACUUCAAAAUUUGGUGAAAUUUU
This is a messenger RNA of Rubroshorea leprosula, 2077 nucleotides long. The record is from the annotation of a GenBank genome assembly. Lineage: Eukaryota; Viridiplantae; Streptophyta; Magnoliopsida; Malvales; Dipterocarpaceae.